Molecule: messenger RNA, 1757 nt
Organism: Cydia pomonella (codling moth)
Lineage: Eukaryota; Metazoa; Arthropoda; Insecta; Lepidoptera; Tortricidae
Product: transmembrane protein 138-like
Exons: 4
Coding region: 277-762 (161 amino acids)
Cellular component (GO): cilium
Source: RefSeq, a predicted model, not a curated record
AGAUUAUAUUUAAAUAUCUCACUUCUACCUUAUUAAUUAAAUUAAAUACCUAUAUACAUUGCAAUGAAGUUUUUAUGACUAUUUAAAGACGGGUUUUGUAAAACUCUGCAAAAGUAAAGUUUAGAAUAAUUUAUUCGACGUUUGGUUUCAUACUAAAAGUUUCGAUCAAUAAUUUAAACUUUUACGUCACAAAUGACGUCACGUUUGUUGAUAUGUGCGGUUGAUUUGAGCGCCUCUCAAUGUUAAUAUUUUAAAUACUGAUUAUAGAAUGCAAACAUGAAGAUUUCUACCCCCAGAUAUACAGUUUGCCUUUUUUUUCAACUAACUUUUUUGCUCUGUGACUUAAUAUUUAACUGCGCGAGCCUUUUCCCCAGAAGUCGAGAUGGCCUCCUCGUAUUAUUUAUCUUCCAGGACCUGUUCCUUGUGCUCUCCAUCACGUUGCUGCUGAUGACAUUCUUUUCCACCUAUUUAUUCCAGGCAGGUCUGGUGGAAGUUCUCGCGCGUCGUUUCCGCGCAGCAGGGUGCGCCUGUGCUAUAUACGCUGGUGUGUGUGCAGCACUCCAUGCUGCGUGUCUGUUGCAUGCUUCUUCCACGCCUGGUCCGAGCUCCUCACCAACAUUAAUGCUGCUGUUCACACUGCAGCGGUGUUUAUCUCCAUGGUACUACUUCCUGUACAAGCGGGCGGCGCUGCGCGUGAGCGACCCGCGGCUCUACGAGGACGUGGACUGGCUGCCGCGCCCGCAGGCCAGGGACCCUAACUAACACUAACUCAUCAAAAAUUCAACUGAUUAUUUGUAAACUUAUUGCAACAAUGUAAGGUUUAAUAAUGACCACUUGAAUUUGUUGCUGUGAGUACUAUACUCUGUAUCUUUAAAAAGUAAUUAAAAGUAAAAAAAUCUACCCUCAAAUGGUUCUUUACGGCAGUUGAGGGUAGAUGAAAACAUUACAUGAUCAAAUAUGGGUUAAAGUCAGGUUAUUCAGUCACAGGUCCAGGCGGUUUCGUAUUUGGUUGGUUAACCAACAAAUGUUAUAACUAUUAGAAGUAUUAGAACAAAUUAAAUUAUUUUAUUUAUUUUAUAAGGCACUUGGUCACUUUUUCUGAGUAUAUGACAUUUAUUUCAGUUUAUAAAUGUUAAGACUACCCGAAAAUGUACAAAUUGUUUGUUUACUUUUAUUUAAAUAACUAAAGAUACGAGUAUUUAGUUAUACUGCUGUAGGCCUAGACAAAACUCCUGUCUUAGGUAUGUUCUUUGAUUCGUUAGUCUUAGCACAAUUAAAAUAAAAUGUAUAUUUAAGCUGUGUUUUUAUAUCACAGAUGCUAAAAAUUAGAGAUUUGAUAGACAUAUAACUUCAAUUUAUUGUAUCUGUGUUCUAUUCACGUGUCUCAACACAUUAUAGUCAAAAGCAUAAUUUAUAAUUAGUCAAAGAUCUAUGCACAAAUGAUAAGAAAUAUAUUUGUUAUUGAUCGUCAAAGAAAAGAGUUAUGAAUAGUAUAAUUUUUUUUGACACAAAGGCUCCAUUGGCUUAGUUCCUUUUUCUUAUUUCAUGUGAACUAUUGUAUAACUUUCUUCACAUAUUAACGUCAUAGGGCCGAUGGGACAAAUGCACCUUUCCAAAAUAUUUAUAGUGAAGGAAUUGAUGUCAUAUCUUGAUAAUAAUUAAUAAUUCUGUAGAUAGGAUGUUAACUGUUUUCUAAUAUAAGAUUAUAUUGGAUGUGAACGAUUUGCAUGAGGUGUUGAAUAAAGCAAAGCAUUCAA